GUCUGGAGGGUGGAGGCCAGAACCAUAUGGAGCGGCAUUCAACAUUUUCAUCUCCCAAGUCACUGACGCUCAUCAUCCUAUUGACCUCUGACUUGCAGACGCUUGACUCUCCUAGCGCCAUCGCACUCGUGACUGGCAGAUCUUUCGAUCAUGCGCUGCUCUUUGCUUCUUGCCGCGUGUGCAAGCCUUCCUUUCGCGGCGCUGUGUGCACAGAUCCCCUUCCUGUCAGAGCUUCAGGACCCCGCGCUGCCAAAGGCUGAAGUCACCGUGAGCCUGUCGAAGGAAGGUGACAGCUUUGAGACUCUGGUCAAGCACCCCAGCGUACCCGCGCACACUCUGCGGUUCACUGAACCUCCCAAAGAUCUUUGCGAGCGCAGCUCAGCUCGCUCAUGGUCGGGUUAUCUCGACGUGGACGUGGACGCGCUCCACCGCCAUCAGGAUGGCAGCGACCUUGCUAGCGCAGGCGGCAAACACCCCAACGCUACCAUUGAGCACUUCUACUUCUGGGCAUUCGAAUCUCGUAGCGGUCGACCGCACGAGGAUCCCACCUCUUUGUGGCUGAAUGGAGGACCUGGCUGCUCGAGCUUUACCGGACUGCUCAUGGAGCUUGGGCCUUGCAAUGCUGCGCCUUUCAACACCAGCAAAGGUCCUCACACAGAAUGGAACCCUUGGUCGUGGAACAACAACGCGACCAUACUGUUUCUAGACCAGCCUGUAGGCGUGGGCUUCUCCUACGCCUCGUGGGCCAACACUACGCGUAAGGAUGACGCUCCUGGGCGCAUAUACGACGCUGCCGCUGCUGCUCGUGAUGCGAGCGCAUUUUUGCAGCUAUGGGGCAUGCAUGCCAAAUCCAUCUACUCCAAGGACGGCGAGGAAAGCAAAGGCAUCUCCACUUUCCACAUCGCAGGAGAGAGCUACGCGGGCCGAUGGAUCCCGUACAUUGCGGAGCAGCUCCUGAGAGAUAAUGAGGAGGCCAAAGAACACCCCGAGCGCGGCAUCGAGCCCCUGCCUCUUGCUUCGGUACUGAUCGGAAAUGGCAUCACCUCGCCGAAACACCAAUUCCCAGCAUACGUGGACUACGCCUGCUCCAACAAGAGCGGCUAUGGCAUCUUCUACCCCAAGGAGCAAUGCGACGACCUUUGGGCCGCGGUUCCGGUCUGCCUUGCGCUCGUCGACAAAUGCAACAAGCCUACUCAUACUGGCCGGUAUGACGAAAAGGCUUGCGCAGCUGCAACGCUCUACUGUGAAGACUCGUUGCAACAGCCUUGGGCAGACACCGGCAGAUCGACCUAUGACUGGGCCCACUGGGGAGACUACGAGCAAGAAGAGUGGGUAGCACAAUUUCUGAAUGCCGCAAACACGAAGAAGGGUCUUGGAAUCGACAAGCGCGGCGCUGGUGACCAUCACGAUGGUGUGUUCGUCGGCUGCUCCGACAAAGUCUACGAGAAUUUCGACUCGACAGCUGAUGGACCAAAAGAGAGCACAUGGGCUGUAAAACGUCUGCUGGAAAAUGGAGUGCGCGUGCUCGCCUAUUCUGGCAAGCGAGACUUCAUUUGCAACCACAUUGGUAACGAGGCUUGGACUCUGGACCUCGAAUGGAGCGGCAAGGAGGAAUUCAACAAGCAAGAGCUGAAGCCUUGGAUCGGUCACGAUGGUCAGCAGGCCGGUUCAUACCGCAACUAUGGCAAUUUCACCUUUGCUAUCGUUGAGGGCUCCGGUCACUUCGUGCCGUUGGAUCAGCCGCAAAAUGCCCUGAUCAUGCUCAACAGAUGGCUGCAUGAGCCAGCUGACGGCACAUUCUGAGGCCAGUCUUGGAGGUUGACAUGCGAUCCAUGAAAGAACGACAAGCAACAAAGCACAGCAAGCGCAUCAAAUGAAAUUUGAUCUGAAAACAAGGAUG
Molecule: messenger RNA, 1900 nt
Organism: Ceraceosorus guamensis
Lineage: Eukaryota; Fungi; Basidiomycota; Exobasidiomycetes; Ceraceosorales; Ceraceosoraceae
Product: alpha/beta-hydrolase
Exons: 7
Coding region: 151-1803 (550 amino acids)
Biological process (GO): proteolysis
Cellular component (GO): fungal-type vacuole
Molecular function (GO): serine-type carboxypeptidase activity
Source: RefSeq, a predicted model, not a curated record